AAUUUUACUGCUGACUUUGGAUGUAUAAGCAAUGAUUCAGUGUUCAGUGGAGAAAAACAACAAUUAGUAAAUGAAGUGAUUUGUCAACAUUUCUUCCGUGAAGGACUUUUAGAUAUUGCAGAAGAACAUAUAAGAGAAACAGGUUUGGAGCUACAGGAAGAGUCGCGUGAACCAUUUUUUGAGCUAAAUCGUAUUCUGGCAGCUCUUAAAAGCAGAGACCUUGAACCAGCAUUACAGUGGGCUGAAGAAAACAGGGAGAAAUUGAGGGCUCAGAAUAGCAGUCUGGAAUUCAAGUUACAUCGCUUGGCUUACAUCAAUUUAGUUAGUGAAGGACCACACAGUGUUCCACAAGCCAUCGAAUAUGCUAGAGUUCAUUUUACACCAUUUGUGUAUCAGCAUGAAAAGGUGAUCCAGAGCCUUAUGGGAUGCUUGCUGUAUGUGAAAGGUGGCUUGAUAAAUUCACCAUAUGCAGAUCUCCUAAGUGCACAGCAGUGGUCAGAAAUCUGUGAUGUGUUCACAAGAGAUGCCUGUUCCUUACUUGGUCUCUCAGUAGAUAGUUCUUUAGCUGUGUGUGUAAAUGCAGGGUGUACAGCUUUGCCAGUUCUGCUUAAUAUCAAGCAGGUCAUGCAGCAGAGACAAGUACAUAACAUGUGGAAUAGUAAAGAGGAACUACCUAUUGAGAUUGAUCUUGGCCCAUCAUCUCGUUAUCAUUCAAUAUUUGCGUGUCCUAUUCUACGUCAGCAAUCAACAGAAUCUAAUCCUCCCAUGAGGUUGAUAUGUGGUCAUGUGAUCUCACGUGAUGCCCUGAAUAAGCUUACAACCAGUUCAAAGUUGAAGUGCCCCUACUGUCCUGUUGAACAAAAUCCAGCAGAUGCUAUUCAGAUUUUUUUUUAAGAUAGCUUUAUCCCUAACUUAAGAAAAGAAAUAAUAUAUAUGAG
This is a messenger RNA of Penaeus vannamei (Pacific white shrimp), 938 nucleotides long. The record is from RefSeq and is a predicted model, not a curated record. Lineage: Eukaryota; Metazoa; Arthropoda; Malacostraca; Decapoda; Penaeidae.